GUUCCAUUGCAAUAUUGUAUUUAAGUUUUAAAAUGAAAAUUUUAGUGAUUUUAUUUGCUUUGAUUGCUUUUACAUUCGCUAGACCACAACUGCCUGGAAUAGGGUUUGGAUUUGGAGGUGGAUUUCAGCCACAUUUUGGAGGUGGUGGUUUUGGUGCAUCAGGUGCAAAUGCAAAUUCUGGUAGUUUUAGCACAGGUGGUUUUCCAGGAUUUGGUGCUAGUGGAAGCAGUGCAUCAGCAAAUGCAGGAAGUUCAUCUUUUGGAUUUGGACGUUAGUUGAAGUUGCCACAUUUGCAGAACUGUGUUCAAAAUUGAAUUGUUUUUAAGUCAAGAAUUCUCAUAAAAUUAUGGGAUUGUAAAUUGUUAAUCAAAUUGAUUUUAAUCUGUUACUACAUCUAUG
This is a messenger RNA of Chironomus riparius, 399 nucleotides long. NCBI's taxonomy places the organism in Eukaryota, Metazoa, Arthropoda, Insecta, Diptera, Chironomidae. The record is from the annotation of a GenBank genome assembly.